Molecule: messenger RNA, 1251 nt
Organism: Melozone crissalis (California towhee)
Lineage: Eukaryota; Metazoa; Chordata; Aves; Passeriformes; Passerellidae
Gene: AS3MT
Product: arsenite methyltransferase
Exons: 11
Coding region: 49-1173 (374 amino acids)
Biological process (GO): arsonoacetate metabolic process; toxin metabolic process
Cellular component (GO): cytosol
Molecular function (GO): arsenite methyltransferase activity
Source: RefSeq, a predicted model, not a curated record
CUGGGGAGGAGCUGGGCAGAGUCUAACUGGGGCCCUGCGACUGGAGGCAUGGCAACUCCCAUCGGACAGCAGAUCCACCAGGAGGUGCAGGACUACUAUGGCAAAGAGCUGCAGAAGUCAGAGGACCUCAAAACCAAUGCGUGCAUCACCUCAGCCAGGCCCGUUUCCAAGCUGGUGAGAGAUGCUCUGGAGCGCAUCCAUGAGGAGGUGGUGGCCAGGUACUACGGCUGCGGUCUGGUGAUCCCUGAGUGCCUGACAUCGUGCUGGAUUCUGGACCUGGGCAGUGGCAGCGGCAGGGACUGCUACCUGCUGAGCCAGCUGGUCGGGGAGCAGGGCCACGUCACCGGCAUAGAUAUGACCGAGGGCCAAGUUGAGGUGGCCAAGAAGCACAUUGCCUACCACAUGGAUAAGUUUGGCUACCGAAAGCCGAAUGUGGAGUUCUUCCAUGGUUACAUGGAGAAGCUGGGUGAUGCCGGACUGGCUGACAAGAGCUACGAUAUUGUCAUCUCCAACUGUGUGAUCAACCUUGCCCCUGACAAGAGGGCUGUGCUGCAGGAGGCCUUUCGUGUGCUGAAGCCCGGGGGAGAGAUGUACUUCAGUGACGUCUACGCCAGCCAGCGCCUCAGCGAGACCAUCCGGAAGCACCGGGUGCUGUGGGGAGAAUGCCUGGCAGGAGCCCUGUACUGGAGAGACCUGUACAGCAUGGCUGAGGAGGUGGGGUUCAGCCCCCCGUGCCUGGUCACCGCCAGCCCCAUCACCAUUGGCGACAAGCAGCUGGAGGGCAUUGUCGGCGACUGCCGCUUUGUUUCCGCGACUUACCGCCUGUUCAAGGUGCCGGCUGGCAGCCGGACCGGGCCAGCACAGGUCACCUACAAUGGCGGCAUCGUGGGGCACGAGCGGGAGCUGGUGUUUGAUGCCAACUUCACCUUCAAGGAAGGAGAGGUGGUGAACGUGGAUGCUGAGAUGGCUGCGGUCUUGCGGAGCUCCAGGUUUGCAGAGAAGUUCCUGAUCCGAGCUGGUGGAGCCAACGCUGCAGCACCACAGGGUUGCUGUAGCAAGGGAGUGAAGGAGAAGAUCUGUGAUCCCUUCCAGCUGCUGGAGCGGCUGAGAGCCCCAGGUCCUGCCAGGUGUCCUGGUGGCACCUGUGGUCCCCAGGGUGCUGCUCAGUCUUGAGUGGUGUCCCUACACCCCUGUUGGAAGUCAGUGGAGUGAGAGGCCUUUGCCCCAGUGACGCCUCCCACCAGAGAGCAA